Molecule: messenger RNA, 696 nt
Organism: Phytophthora nicotianae INRA-310
Lineage: Eukaryota; Oomycota; Peronosporomycetes; Peronosporales; Peronosporaceae
Exons: 1
Coding region: 1-696 (231 amino acids)
Cellular component (GO): small-subunit processome; nucleolus
Molecular function (GO): small ribosomal subunit rRNA binding
Source: RefSeq, a predicted model, not a curated record
AUGCGGUACCUGCGCGCCAAGGGAAUCCGCAAGGCGCUGCGCCAAUUCCACUUCUUGUGCGGCAUCAAGCCACCUUACAAGGUGCUUUUGGAUGGCAACUUCAUCGCUAUGUGCUUGCAGAUGAAGGUGGACGUGCAUGAGCGCGUGCCUAAGUACCUACAAGUUAAGCCGCACGAGUGCGAGUUCUACGUGCCUCGUGCCGCCUUAGACGAGCUAAAGACGCUGGGAGAAGCCACCAAAGAGGCCUACGACUUAGCCAAGAGCUUCAAAGUGGCAGAAGUCUACGGUCAAUCAGAGGACGAGAAACAGGAGACCGUGGAUGUGUCUAAGUACAUCCAGAGUAUCAUCGGUGAGAAGAACGAACGCAAAUUCGUCGUCUGCACGCAGGAAGUGGAGCUCCGCAAGGCGCUGCGUUUGGUACCCGGUGUACCGCUCAUCUACCUGAACCGCUCGGUGCUGGUGUUCGAGGAGAUCUCACGCGCAACGCUGGCGAUUGUUCGCCAAGAGGAGAAGGCCAGUAUGGCCAAGCUAGAUGUGAACGAGAAGAGGAAACUGGAGCAGAUGCAGGAAGGAGAGAGCGAAGAGAGCCGCGAAGAGCAUCAGAGACUAAAGAAGAAGCGAGCCAAGGGUCCCAACCCACUGUCUGUCAAGAAAUCGGCCAAGAAGAAGGUUCGCUCCAAGAAGAAAAAGAACUAA